AUGCCAAGAAGGAGUGGAGGAGGAAUGAAAUCAUCAGGCUUCAGCAGAUCAUCUGGACCUUCCAGAACAGCCAGACCUGCACCAUCACCUCAGCAGAGCGCCCCACAAGCUCAACAAAGGCCAGGAAUCAUGUCAGGCCUAGCUGGAACAGUCAUGCAAAGUUAACUUAAGUUAAGUGCUAUAAGGCCAUAAGCGGAUAGACUACUAGUCUACCUAUCUGGCAUUAACCAACCUAACUUAAGGAUUAGCUUCCUAGACAGAAAAGACCUUCGGGGGAACAGCAAGACUUUCCCCUUCUGCAUCAUCCCUAAACCCGAAGGCCUACUUCAAAAAACGGCAGAGGCUCUACUUUCAGCUUCAUCGGGAUGAGUCCUACCUGCUCCAUAGGGAGUUUGCCUCAGAGCCCGUAUUCCAUCGAUGACACCAUUUUUAUUUCUAAAGCCAUGCAAGGGAUGGCAUUCGGAGCUGGGAGCGAAAUUGCCCAUACUGCAGUUAGAGGGCUAAUGGGAGGCAACAGCCACGAAGCUCACGAACAGCAAGCACCAGCCCAGCAAGUCCAAGACGUCUGCAGUCAACAGAACCAAGACUUUUUAAAUUGUCUGCAGUUCAACAAUAACAACAUUGGGGCUUGCCAAAGCUAUCUCGAUCUCUAUAAGCAGUGCAAAGGCCAAUUCUAA
Molecule: messenger RNA, 677 nt
Organism: Blepharisma stoltei
Lineage: Eukaryota; Ciliophora; Heterotrichea; Heterotrichida; Blepharismidae
Source: the annotation of a GenBank genome assembly